Messenger RNA from Colletes gigas, 2573 nucleotides. RefSeq lists its product as uncharacterized. Lineage: Eukaryota; Metazoa; Arthropoda; Insecta; Hymenoptera; Colletidae. The record is from RefSeq and is a predicted model, not a curated record. The transcript is spliced from 3 exons. The coding region runs from base 281 to 652 and encodes 123 amino acids.
AACCUGCAGUUGAGGUUGUAGCGCGCGGCAAUAGAGGCCGAGCUGAUCAGUCUGCGCGAGUCUUUCGAGUGGUGAACGUCGUUUCCUCCGUCGUCCCUUCGAAUACGUUCUUUUCGUUCGACGAAGCUCGAUCAAACCUUUCCCUGCACGGUUUUCAACCUCCGUUACGCUGUUUCGACACCGAAUAAAGACUGUUUGGCCGAACCGCUGCUCAGCAUCGAACCGAUCGACGCGGCUCGAUUUACACGGACACCGAUACAGCAGAAAUUACCGAGCACAGAUGGUCAGAGGUGGGUACCAGUGGUCGUUGCCUGAUAUCGCAGUGACGAUGGCAUCGGGAAGAGAAAUCUACGGUGCAUUCAGCCUGAUCGUGGACGAUGUCGAUUCGCACUCGAUAUCGAGCGAAAAUUCAGAUUUAGACGGUCUGUCGAACGAGAGCAGCUCUCAGAACUCGUCGAGCCAAACGCCGUUGGACAGUCCAGGCGGGCCAAGGGAAAGGAUCAAGCAGAUGCAAGUGGAGGCCGAAACUAGGAGAGGAGAAUUCGCGAGACUGCUCGAGGAACACGCUCAAGUCGUGAGGAAGCUGAAGAUGAUGGAGGCCGAGGAGCAGCUCUCCGCGACCGGAAACGUUAUAGGAGCUAGGCACGCGUGAUUCCAUUCUUAAUUGGGCAGAACAGUCAUAGGGUUGGGACCACUGCCCCCUCGCGACAUUGCACCGACUUUUUAGAUGUUGGAAAUUUGGAAAAAUUUCGAUAAUGGUUGUUGCGCGGGUACAAAAAUACUCGUUCGACGUCAGCAACUUGAUCGCACGAGAUGCACGAGAAAACAGUGUCGACGUAACUCGUAUUUUUGAAACGCGCACACGCGCCUAUCGCAACAAACUCUCUGAUUUCUGUUAAAGUGAAUCCAAUAAAAUUAUAACUCGCGUCGAUACGUUGAAAAGCGUUGCUCGUUCGAGCAGACAAUUCAUCCUUCCUUUUUAUUUUCUAUGCUUUCCUAAGUGUUUCUGCUUUUUCUCGUCAUUGAUAGAAACCUCGUUGCGACUAUUUAAAGAAUUACCGACUUGCCCGAACGAUUGCUUUUCUUUCGUAAAGUUCGCUCGAUCGUUCAUUAAUCUAGAAAAAUAUUGCGAACCGUACGGAGUUUGUUUGCUCGGAGAGAUAAUCCAUUUUGUGUUUAUCGCAAAGUCUGAAAUACUUCUAGUUACGACAAUAAUGAGGAACACUCGGCGUACGCUCGUAAAGUUCUGGGACAGGAGGAUUAACGAAACCAUUAUUUCAUGUAUAUACACGGCAAAAAAGAAAAUGGUUGGCCUAAGCGUAGUACAAACUUUUGAGGUAUGAACAGCAAAACUUAGUGCUGACCAGGAAAGAAUGGAAAGCUUUGGUUCUAGCACUUGUGUCGUCUACACGCCGCCACGUUGAUAGACCAUCGUCAUUUCGCUUUAAAAACGAAGCGUUGCGAUUAUGUAUAUCUAGUAAAUCUCGACGAAGUACAAGCUUAUACAUUUUAUAGCGUUGUAUAUUUCAGUGUUCCAUACGUGUAAGUUAGUUUUAUAUACCGUAAGCGUACGUACGAUAGCAUAGGAUCAUAAGCCUGUCGGAAUACGCGUAGAGCUUUUGUAAAUAGAUUUCUUUUCUGCGUAAUGUAUCAUCUAAAGUGUUCACCGGCGGAAAGCCCUUGCGAUGUAGUUGCGCAUUAACGGAACCGUUAUUGAGAACUAUUUUGUUUCAUUGCAUAUCGCGGAUAAUAGGAGAUUCACGUUAAGUAUGGUCCAACAAUUUACGAAUACAAUCUUUCUCGUCUCUGCGUGCAUAUUGCGUCAGGUUUGUAUCCGCAUAAAAUAGGUAUUAUUAGGCAUUUAUAGAACUAUACACGUAUACAUAUGUAUAAAAAUACAUGAAUAGACUUGUGUUAUAAUGUUAAUAUUAAACUAUAACAGAAAUAUUAAGAAUGUAUUGAUCUAUCCCAUUGUUACUCGAAUGUCCUUCGAUAUACUCUUCCAUCGUAUUUUUGACUUGGUACUGAUAAAAAAAAAAAACAUGGCAAUAAUAUUUUAAAUUCAUUUCGUGCGUCUGUGAAGCAAAUAUGUAAUCUUUAUUAUUAUUUUUAUGUUUUAGAGAUCACUGUUGUACUAAUUAUAGUAGCUUCAUAUGAUACAAACAAGAAUGUUGCGUAAAAUAAUAAGCAUUACAUAUUCAAAAAUAUAUUGGCUUUAUUUGGGUGAUUAUUACAUACAUAUGUGUAUUUUUGAUCACAGAAAUUAUUUUUGAUUCCUCGUAACGCGAUAUCUUCGUUCUUCGACUGAGCCGACAUCAUUUAGAAAUCGAUUCAUUUUAAAUCAGCAACACCUUCACUACUUAAAUUAGCACACUUCUAUAAUUGUUUUCCAUUAUAUUUUUAUGUUGUUAUACAAAUAUUUAUGCAAUAAUUUAAAUCAACAAAAUGUGUAGUAUUAACAAUCCAAGACUGUUGUAAACCUUGUAUAUAAAAAAAGGAAUAAAAUAGAUGUUAGAGUAAAUGUAAAAAUUAGACAUAUGUAAGUAAAAACGAAAAUAUAGAUGAUAAGGAAG